This is a messenger RNA of Drosophila busckii, 417 nucleotides long. RefSeq lists its product as uncharacterized. Bases 78 to 413 code for a protein of 111 amino acids. NCBI's taxonomy places the organism in Eukaryota, Metazoa, Arthropoda, Insecta, Diptera, Drosophilidae. The transcript is spliced from 3 exons. The record is from RefSeq and is a predicted model, not a curated record.
AUAAUGUUAAAAUGCAACAGUAAACAGUUUGUGCGAAGAGUUUAUAAAGUACACACGUGCCUUUUGAUUAUAUCAAAAUGAUAGCUGCAUUUGUAAUUACGAUAGCCACUGCCUACGCAUUAUUUAUGGUAAUAUCGGUUGUUGUAUUGUAUAGGCGUCGCCAAAAGGCAAAAGCAAAUGUUGGCUAUGUUAUUAGCCGAAACCCAGCACCCCCUUUAGCCAAUCAGCCAAAUCAGCAAUAUGUUUACCAAGUGCACACCUAUAAUGGGCAGCAACAGCCAAAUUCAUGGCAGACGCCAGUUCAUGCAGCACCCGUUGCUAAUGCUGAGCCGAGUGUUUUGCCAGACACUGUAAAGCAGCAAACCACUGAACAAACUCAUGCAGGCGCUGUAGAAACUAUUAGCCAAGUUUAACCAU